Molecule: messenger RNA, 2617 nt
Organism: Betta splendens (Siamese fighting fish)
Lineage: Eukaryota; Metazoa; Chordata; Actinopteri; Anabantiformes; Osphronemidae
Product: protocadherin alpha-8-like
Exons: 1
Coding region: 221-2602 (793 amino acids)
Biological process (GO): homophilic cell-cell adhesion
Cellular component (GO): plasma membrane
Molecular function (GO): calcium ion binding
Source: RefSeq, a predicted model, not a curated record
UUCUUGAAUGUCAGGGCCUCUUGCGUGUGUCGUCACGGCAGUUUGGUUCCACCUCUCGGCGUUUCCACAGUCUCUGUUGUUCGUAGCUUCCCUUUGUCCAAAUAUUGUUCGUAACCAUCUCUUCUUAGUGGGAAACAAACCUCAAGGGAUGAGCUGGAUAUUUUAGUUUUAACGUCAUUGCAAUUCUUGUAACGGUUCACCAAUGAUUUAGUUUUUUACAAUGGAGCGAAGAGGAUGCAAGGGACGAAGGAUGCACGGAUGUUUGAUCGGUUGUGUAGUUGCUGCGCUUUUGUGGAGCGGUGCUUUAGCCCAGUUGAGAUACUCAAUCCCUGAGGAAGUUGACGAAGGAACUGUCGUUGGAAACAUCGCAAAAGACUUAGGACUGGAUAAAAACACACUGAAAGACAGGAAGUAUCGGAUUGUUUCGAGCAAUGCGGAUCCUCUCUUCCGUGUAAACCAGGACGAUGGAAUCCUUUACGUGAGUCGACGAAUUGAUAGGGAAGACGUGUGCGCACAGAGCAUUACGUGCUUAUUAAAUUUAAAAACGGUCCUCGAGAACCCACUGGAAGUUCACUAUGUUGAAGUGGAGAUCGUGGAUAUUAAUGACCAUUCACCUGUUUUUCAGGAGAAAAUGAAACGGUUGGAGAUUUCAGAAUCUGUGUUACCCGGAGCGCGCUUUCAGUUAAAGCCCUCACGGGAUCCAGACAGCGGUCAGUUUUCUGUACAUCAGUAUAAACUUAACCAGGACGAUCACUUCCGUUUAGAGGUCAAAGAUAAAAGUGACGAUGGCAAAAUACCAAUAUUAGUUGUUCAAAAAUCAUUAGACAGAGAGAAUGCAGGGAGUCACACGUUAACAUUAACAGCAUUCGAUGGAGGGAAACCUCCGAAAUCUGGUGAGAUGAAGAUUUUAGUAAAUGUUCUAGAUAUUAACGACAACGCGCCUGUCUUCACUAACGAUGCUUAUUCCGUGAUGCUAAAUGAAAAUGCUCCAUUAGGGACAACAGUCAUUCAGGUAAAUGCAACAGAUUUAGAUGACGGUCCGAACGGAGAAGUUGUUUACUCGUUUAGCAACAGUAUCAAUCAAAAUAUUUUAAAUCUGUUUGACAUUAAUAAAAAAACUGGCGAAAUUACUGUGAAAGGUUUAAUCGAUUAUGAGGAAAAACACAAGUAUGAAAUUGAAAUUGAAGCAUCAGAUAAAGGUUUGGCACCUCUUACAACAGAAAAAAGCGUUGUUGUGAAAAUAGUUGAUAUGAAUGAUAAUGCGCCCGAGAUUGACAUUACCUCGUUCUCUAAAUCAGUUCCGGAAGAUUCAAGACCUGGAACCACAGUUGCCCUGAUCAGUGUUAAUGACUUGGACUCUGGCCUUAACGGAAAAAUUUUGUGUUCCAUAAAUGAGGACGUUCCGUUUACUUUAUCUCCAUCGCUUAAAGAAAACAUGUAUUCUUUAGUUACUAAAUCCCCCCUGGACAGAGAAAAACUGUCACAGUAUGACCUGACUAUAACUGCAAAGGACGCAGGUCAACCUCGAUUAUCAUCUGAGAAAACAAUACACGUUGUGGUAUCAGAUGUGAAUGACAACAGUCCAGAGUUUUCACUGAGUCCUUAUACUUUUUAUAUCACUGAGGGAAACGAUCCAGGAGAAUCAGUGUUUUCUGUUAAAGCUUCAGAUCAUGAUGAAAAUGAUAAUGCUCGUGUUUCAUAUCAUUUAUUAAGAGAUGGACGUGAUGAUAAACAGGUUACUUCAUUUUUAAACAUCAACUCUGAAAAUGGAGACAUUGUGGCGCUGAAAAGUUUUGAUUUCGAGAAUCUGAAGACGUUCCAGUUCCAAGUCGUGGCCUCAGACUCUGGAACUCCGUCACUGAGCAGCAACGUCACAGUGAACGUGUUCAUCCUGGAUCAGAACGACAACGCUCCAGUCAUCCUGUAUCCAGUCAGCUCCAACGGUUCUGCUGAAGGUGUGGAGGAGAUUCCCCGCAAUGUGAACGCAGGACACUUGGUGACUAAAGUCAGAGCCUAUGACGCUGAUAUAGGAUAUAACGGCUGGUUACUGUUCUCACUGCAGCAGGUCACUGACCACAGUCUCUUUGGCUUGGACCGCUACACAGGACAGAUCAGAACACUGCGCUCAUUCACAGAGACAGACGAGGCUGAGCAUAAACUGCUCAUACUGGUUAAAGACAAUGGCAACGUCUCACUCUCAGCAACAGCUACUGUGCUGGUGAAACUGGUGGAGCCCAAAGAGGCUUUUGCAGCUUCUGAUGUCAAAAGUUCAGCAAAACACGACGAGGAGAAUAAUGUGACUUUCUACCUGAUGAUAACUUUGGGCUCAGUUUCAGCACUUUUCCUCAUCAGCAUCAUUGUGCUGAUUGCAAUGCAGUGCUCAAAGUCCACAGACUAUACUUCUAAAUAUCUGCAGGAGCCUAAUUAUGACGGGACACUGUGUCACAGCAUCCAGUACAGAUCUGGAGACAAGCGCUACAUGUUAGUUGGACCCAGGAUGAGUGUAGGAUCUACUAUAGUCCCAGGAAGCCACGCAAACACGCUGGUGCUUCCUGAUAGAAGAAAAAUGUCUGAGGAGGUAAGAAUCACUAACACAAAAUAAUGUUUGUCAUCCCAU